Messenger RNA from Fundulus heteroclitus (mummichog), 1890 nucleotides. Its product is annotated as GTPase IMAP family member 4-like. NCBI's taxonomy places the organism in Eukaryota, Metazoa, Chordata, Actinopteri, Cyprinodontiformes, Fundulidae. The record is from RefSeq and is a predicted model, not a curated record. The coding region runs from base 1 to 906 and encodes 301 amino acids. The transcript has 3 exons. Gene Ontology annotation, molecular function: GTP binding.
AUGUGCAAACCUGUUGCAGAUGUUUCAGUUCAAGACUUCAGGCUUGUUCUUGUUGGAAAAACGGAUGCAGGAAAAAGCUCCAGUGGAAACACUAUAUUAGGAAGAGGCGCCUUUAGAGCAGCAACCAAACACUCCUCAGAGACCACUGAAUGCUCCAAACAACGAGAAAUGAUGUUCAGCAGGAUGGUUUCUGUUGUUGACACGCCCGGUCUCUUUGACACCGAUCAGUCUGACAAAACAGUGAAGAGAGAAAUCUCAAAAUGCAUCAACAUGACAGCUCCAGGGCCCCAUGCCAUUCUGCUGGUUAUCAAAUUUGGAACCUUUACAGCAGAAGAAAGAGAGGCGGUGAUGAAGGUGGAGGAGAUCUUUGGAAAGGAAGCCUGGAAGUACACCAUCAUCCUCUUCACCCAUGGUGAUGAGAUUAAGUCAGACUUUGAUCAAAAGCUUAAGAAUGCUCCUCCUGACCUGCAAGAGAUCUUAAAGAAGGCUGGAAACAGAUACCAUGUGUUCAACAACCUCCAAGCAAGCAAUCGUCAACAAGUUAUGAUUCUGCUGGAGAAGAUCCAGAAGAUGGUAGAUGACAAUAGAGGACAGUUUUACUCAAACAGCACCUAUGAAGAGGCUAUGAAGAUGUUGGAUCAGCGAGAACGUGAUAUCAAGCAGUACUAUGAGACGGCACUGGAAGAGAAAAUCAAAGGUGUGAAGGCAGGUUAUGAGAGGCAGUUGAGGGAAGCUAAAGAGGAACAUGAGCAGGUAGUGAAAAGGUUGGAGUCUGAGUUGGAGGAGUUGAAGCGAUACUACCGCGUCCUAGAGAGCGGAGUCCGUCAGUUUUUAGAGCAGAUAGACAAAGAUGAUGACUAUAGUGAACUUUGCAAGCGGUAUCAUGAAACCCUGAAACUGAACUGAAGGACAAGUGUUUUUUGAGAAUCUUAUUCAGUCUCAUUGAUUUUAUAUGAUUGACUAAUUUUGCAUAGACGUAUACUGUAAAUGUUCCUGUAAUCUGAAUAAUGGUACUCUAAUAAAACUAACCAGUUUCAGACAGCAUUUUCAAAAGGUCUUUAAAUAUUGUUUUGGGGUAUAUUUAGAUAAUCUGCACAAAACAUGUCUAACUCUGAGACAAGGAGCCUGUGUUUUUCCUGAAAUGAACAGUGUAAUUGCUGGACGUUCCUAUGGUGUGUAUUAUUUUUUUGAACAGCUAAACAUGGCACCUCCAGGCAUCUGGAAAAUGCACUCAAUGAUAAACCAGGUGUGGGCAUUCAUGUUUAUCCAUAUCCCAUGUUUUUUUCUAUUGGAGUAGAUUGCAGUGAGAAGGCAGCUGCAAGAUUAACCAAAGUAGCAGCCACAGCAGCAGGAUAAGAUGUGCCAUAGGAACAGAAAGAGAAGCUAAAGGGAGGAGGUGCUAGUUUUUGCAGGAGGAAGCCAUGAACCUCAGAGUGGGUGAUGUUUAAGUGCCCACAUGGGUGACUAAGAAGGGGUUAUUGUAUUCAUAUCCCACAAAAAUCUAAAAUGGUUUAGUGUCCUACUCUUCAUGCAAUUCUGUUGUACCAUGUGCUCCAAAGGUUAUUGAGCUCUUAAAGACUAGCCCUUUUUCCUAUACCCAAUUUGAGCAAGAUGUUUAGGGUUUUAAAGACUUUUAACUGGGUUUCGAAGGUGAUGAUUAUGAUUAUUCUUAUCGUGCAUUUUCUAUUUCACAAGAACUAAGGCAGCUAAGGUCAUAUUAUCUCUCAACCAGAAUUCUAACCAUGGACAAUUACCUGUUGUUUUUGUGACCUAUAACUGUAAAGAAAUGUGCUUAUUUCUAGUCUGCUACUCAGUAUUGAGCUGUGAUUUUUAUCUUUGAAACAUUAAAGACAUUUCUAAACAGUCUGCAGAAAGUGUCUAUCUUAAUGU